GUAUUUUGCGGUGUGUGGUGCUGGUGCAGGUCAGCUGAGAGCGGGGGGAGGAAGAGGAAGAAAGAUGGAAGGGAAUAGAGAUGAAGCCGAAAAAUGCAUAAAUAUAGCGACUAAAGCGCUAGAAGCGGGAGAUAAGGACAAAGCGUUGAAAUUCUUAAAUAAGGCAGAAAAGCUUUAUCCAACCUCCAAAGCUAAAGCUCUGCUGGAUGCGUUGUUAAGGAACGGGAGCUCUGCCGGUACCGGUGCGUACUGCCGGAGGCCCCCGGACAGCACGACGGGGGCCGGGGCGGAGGCCAGGGCGGAGCCCGUGGCAGGGGAGAAAUCCUCUUUGUGUAUCCCCCGUGUCUCUCCCUGCAGGAUCAAGCGUUGUAAGGACUACUAUGAGGUUUUGGGUGCCACUAAGGAUGCCAACGAGGAGGAGCUGAAGAAGGCCUACAGGAAACUCGCUCUGAAGUUCCACCCCGACAAGAACCACGCUCCCGGAGCCACAGAGGCCUUCAAGAAGAUUGGAAAUGCCUACGCAGUGCUUAGCAACCCGGACAAGAGGAAGAAGUAUGACCUCACCGGGGGGGAGGAGCCUAGCGGCCCAGGCCACGCCCACGGAGGCGGAGGGUUCGAUUUCCACCGGGGUUUCGAGGCCGACAUCACGCCUGAAGACCUGUUCAACAUGUUCUUCGGAGGUGGCUUCCCCUCCUCGAGCACACACACCUUCAGCAGUGGCCGGGCGCGCUACAGCCAGCCGGCCGACCAGAGACGAGACCGGGCGGAGGAGCGGGCAGACGGGGGGUUCUCCAUGUUCAUCCAGCUGAUGCCCAUCGUGGUGCUCAUCCUGGUAUCCAUCCUCAGUCAGCUGAUGGUGUCCACGCCCCCCUACAGCCUGUACUCCAGACCGUCGACAGGGCAGACGAUAAAGCGUCAGACGGAGAACCUGCAGGUGGACUACUUUGUGGCGCGGGACUUCAAGUCUGAGUUCAGGGGCUCAGCGCUGCAGAAGAUAGAGAAGAGCGUGGAGGAGGACUAUGUGUCCAACGUCCGGAACAACUGCUGGAAGGAGAGGCAGACGAAAACGGACUUGCUGUACGCUGCUAAGGUCUACAGAGAUGACCGUCUGCGUAAGAAGGCGGAUCUCAUGACCAUGGAUAACUGCCGGGAGCUGGACCGGCUCAACGACCUGUUCAGGGGCGGCUGAUCCCUCCUCCCCAACACUCGGACGCUUUUAGAGUCUAUAUAUAUAGAUAAAUAUAUAUAUAGAUAUGUAUGUAUGUAAAAUGUUUUUUUAAGGAAAAGUACGCAGAAGAUAGGAGCACGAUGAAAAUGAAGAAGAAGAAAAACAAAACUUACAAAAAAAAUCGAUAAAAAAACAAAACCUAUAAAAGAUGAAACCUAGCCUGACGUUGGGAGUUCAGUUGCCCCCCCCCCUCUCUUCUUUUCAUUCUUGCUGGCGGCCGCUCCUUCUCUUCUAUCCCCCCCUCCAUCUCUCCCUCCAUCUUCUCCCUCCAUCUUCUCCCUCCAUCUUCUCCCUCCAUCUCCUCCCUCCAUCUUCUCCCAUCUUCUCCCUCCAUCUCCUCCCUCCAUCUCCUCCCUCCAUCUUCUCCCUCCAUCUCCUCCCUCCAUCUUCUCCCUCCAUCUCCUCCCUCCAUCUUCUCCCUCCAUCUCCUCCCUCCAUCUUCUAUUGUCCUCAGCUGUUGACUUGAGGCUUCAUUCUAAUGAACAAAAUGAUGUCAGCAAUGGGGGGGACCAUCUAAAAGGAAACAUUUGUGAGCACUAGAAACCUAUUUUUUCCCCCCGGUAUUCUUUCUCUUUUGCUCUCCUGCUUAUCUCCUAGUUUUGUUUUGAAGACUUUAAACUCCGGAAACAAACACCGGAGAACUGCACUCUUGAAUAGCGAGAGGACGAGCUGUCGUCGUAAAGCGAAUCACUGACAUCUUCCUUAACCGGCUUCUUCAUUGUCACCUCGAUCACCUGCUUCACUCGGGAACUGGAGGUUCCCCUGAGGAUGUUUCCCUCCUCCCGGUUCCAUAGCAGCGCUAGAACCCUGGAGAACCCCCAGGCGAAUGCUUCCUAGUUGAUCACCUCACAGAACUCUGUCGGUAGAAUUCCACAGCGGACCUUGGAACCAACGGUCUGAUAGACUGGUGACGGAAUCAGAAGGAGAAAAUGUUUGUCUUAUUUUAAAUAUGAAGAUGGAAACUAACCCACAACAAAGGAAAUACACUGGUUCUGUUAUAGUUGUUCAUCAUUCAAGUUUUGUUGUACAUUUUAAUUUUGAAUGUUUUAAAGUUUAUGAAGUUAUUUAAGUAACUAGAAAAACAUGUUUUUCUCCAUUGCUCGACUAAUCAUUUGAAUAAAGUAUAUAAAUUAUUACCAGUA
Molecule: messenger RNA, 2370 nt
Organism: Osmerus eperlanus (European smelt)
Lineage: Eukaryota; Metazoa; Chordata; Actinopteri; Osmeriformes; Osmeridae
Gene: dnajb14
Product: DnaJ heat shock protein family (Hsp40) member B14
Exons: 8
Coding region: 65-1189 (374 amino acids)
Biological process (GO): cellular response to misfolded protein
Cellular component (GO): endoplasmic reticulum membrane
Molecular function (GO): Hsp70 protein binding
Source: RefSeq, a predicted model, not a curated record